CAGGCAGUGGCAGCAGUACAGAAACGGUUGUAAGUGAUAAUGAAAUAUUGGACGACACUUCUGAUGGUAGUAAAGAAAUGGCUCAAGAUGCGGUCGAAUAUUUGGCUGGUUGGGUAGCUAGAAAAUAUAGAAUACUAUUUCCUGAACUAGGCUCAACAACAACAGAAAUUAACAAAAAUCAAAGUAUCCAUGGUCAUGAUUACGGAAUACCAUCAUGGAUUAGUCAUUUGUCAUAUGGAGACUUAAGAAUACCAAGUAAUGACUUUUUAAAAUAUAUUACAAGAAUUGAAUGGCUAUUUAAAAAAAUAACCAAACAAGAAAUACCAAAAGGUUCUGGUGUUAUAAGACGUUUGACAAAUAAAAUUUUCAAAAGAAUGGAAAUGCCAUUAAAAUAUUUACCUGUUGUUCGAACAUAUAUAAAACAAAGAUUACUAAUUAGGAUGAAAUACUCCUAUCAACAUGCCAUUAAACUCUGCAAUAAAAGAAAAGCCAAAGCUCAGUUACAAAAACUUCAAAAACUAAAAAGAUUAAUGACUUAA
Molecule: messenger RNA, 539 nt
Organism: Aphis gossypii (cotton aphid)
Lineage: Eukaryota; Metazoa; Arthropoda; Insecta; Hemiptera; Aphididae
Exons: 1
Coding region: 78-539 (153 amino acids)
Source: RefSeq, a predicted model, not a curated record